AUGGCGGCUAUUGGCGGUCCAGGAGUUUUGCUUCAGCUACAGAGUAUUUUUACCAAACGUCUUCCACAGAGGUGCCAGGAAGUGGAAGAUCUCAUCAGAAAAACAAGCAUAAAAGAACUGAAAAAUUGCUUGCCUUACAUUGUGGAGAGUAUAUUUGGCUAUGGUGCAGAGCUAGGUUGGGAUUUGGACAAAAUAUCCAAGUAUCAGAAUCCGCAUGAGUUCCACGCAGUCCGGCGCUUCCUGGCACCUGAGAGUCAGUUUCUGAAUCUUAUCUACAACCUGCAGGCCGACACUUACCUACAAUAUGAAUUUCAACUCAACCACCUGCCUGCUCCAUCAAGACACUUGAUAGAAGAAGGAGCAAUUCCUAUGUUUUACAUCAACAAGCUUCGUCAAGAUGGAUUUGGUCAAACAUACUUAGCACUAGGUGCCUUUGAGUACUUCAUGUUCCACUUUGCGUACUACGUGGUGAACCCAUCUCUGCAAUCUCCCAUCAGCUGGGUCAACUUCUACGACUACUUGUACCCGAAUCUCGUCGAUGACUACAUGCACUACUUCCUCCCCCUCGACAAGAAGAUGCUGCCUCCAAUGCCGCACAUGCCAACUUCUGUGAGAUGCCCAGCAGCGCAGUACACUAUCCCUGGUGGUCUGCCACCAAGUCGCACAAGCCCUAGUCCACAGCACCAGCGGACGCGCCCCACUCUGUUUAAAACGAGCUUCACGGCCAUGCAGAAACAGCACGUCCAGGGCUCUCCUGUCUUAGAACAGGGAGAAGCAGAGACAUGGCGUUCCGAAACAAUGCUGCAGGUGUUUGCUGAGUUUUGGCUCAACCAGAAUUCUUAUGAAAUUGGACGGCUUGCAGUUUUCUCUCAGGCCUCUGUGUACUCGACGCGAUACGUAUAUGAGAGAGAUCCCUUUUACUACUUGUUUGAGCACUUUAUGCCGACUCAGAACCAUGCGAAGAUUGUUCGGUGUCUCAUCAAGUACUUACAUUACUUCAUCAACAGUGCAUCCGAUGUGAUUACCUCGCCUUACCAUCACUCUGUGCCAUCACCUUUAGAUGUCUUUAAAAGGACUACUGUGCCACAAAUUAUUCAGAAGAAAUUGUAUGCUUUUCUGAGACAUGCAUUUGAUAAAUGGCCCCUGGAUUCUUCCUUCAAAUGGGUUUUGGAAGCGUGGUUAAGUUAUAUUCAGCCCUGGCGGUAUGUCGAUCCCCGGCAACUACUGGCAGGGAAAGAGCAUGAUGCGUAUUACACAACACAGGAGAAACGGGUUGAUGACAAAUGGGACCAGUUUAUCGAGGAUAACCUGCUGUUUUACACGGUACUCUUCCAAAGAUUCCUGCCUCGGGUCUACCGGUUCGAUCUCACCUCCUACCAAAGUGCCAACAUGCUGUUCCGAGUCACAAAGGUGCUAAGUUUGCCAAAUCUUGCUGGAUUAAUCUUCAAAGCUGAAAGGGAAAUGUUUGGGUCGUCAUUUCACCCGUCACACCUGUCGAUGUCGACCGACAUUGGAAACAGCUACCUGUCAACAAUGCCACCGGUCACCAUGCCACUGCCGCCACAACUCAUUGAUUUUGAACAGCCUAGUUUUCAGUAUCAACCCAUGUUUGGAGAAGUGAUGAGUAGAACAAUUCAAGAUCUAAUUCAGCUGAUAAUGCAAGCGUAUCAUACGGUACAGGUCAGACAGCUGACCGCCAAGCCGAAGGGAUCCGGUUUCUUCAGUUGGUUGUCGGAUGUGUUCGCAGAAUCGAAUCCCUUUGCCAGUAUCAGCUCUCUGGAACAGAAGAGAACCGUGCAACAUCUUCAGAUGUCCAUGAAAAACUUUGCAGAAAUUUUUAAGCUUCCCCUGCCUGCCCCGGUGGAUUGUGACCUGACAUUUGACCCAGACACGUCCUCUCAGACGUCCUACCUACAUGAGCCCGAGAUGCCAGACAGUGUGGAAACCGAACACGGACCGGAGCUGACUGAUCUCGGAAAAUACCAGAUAAUAAACGGACUGAGGAAGUUUGACAUAUCUUUGAGUGGUGAUCCUGACCUCCAGCCGGUGAAAAGCUAUGAAAAUGCUGUCCUAGUCAGAAUGUUACACCAGUUUUGUUCCUUUGUCAAUUUUCAGUUUGGUGAGAACAUCAAGGAGUUGUACAACAGACAGGACCUGGUUGGGGGUCUGGCCAAAGUGUUCUUCUCACCUCCCAUUGCUCCGUGCCACAAGAUAACUUCUCCCAUUUCAAAACAAACGGCCGAAGUACUCAGGCAGCCGAGAUUGAGCCUGCGCUUUCUAGCAAGUUACUCGACAAUUAUGUAUCUAACAUUGCUCUUCCUGUUCCUGCGCUUCUGGAUUGGCAUAGGACCUGUGAGAUUUCUCUUUCUGCUCGUCAUAUUGGUAAUGUUUUAUGGACUGAUUGCGGCAAUUGUGAGGACUAACAGUGUAAAACAGGACUAAAUUUCAGCAAUAUACAGUUUAAUCCUGUUGGUUCGAACCCCGUCUGUGUUCGAGAAAGUGUUCGACCCAUCGGACAGUUCGACCUAACAUUCGGUCAACAUCGUGUAAAUGUAACUCAAGACUUCGUUGUUGGUUCGAGCAUUUCGGUGUAUUUGACCCUUCCAAGUUCGACCCAACGAGAUUCUACUGUGAAACAAGACAAAAGUUGACUAAAUUGUGAAAUGGGACUAUUUCAGUAAUAUUUGUGAAACAUGACAAAAUUUGAAACAGAACUAAAUUUCAUUCAUAUAAGUGAAAUAGGAUACAUUUUUCUUAUUAUUUGUGAAACGGGACAAAAUGCCAUCAGUAUGUGUGGAACACGACUAAACUGCAUCAACAUUUGUCAAACGGGACUCCCAUAAUUUAUUUAAGUAAUCACUUUUUCAUUAUGUAUUACAUAACUGGACAUGGAGAUCUUUAUUUAUGAAACAAUUAAAUUUCUUCAGUGUAUGUGUGCAAGGACUAUCGGUGGAACAGAACUUUUUUAGAGUCCAGAGUCAGUCUCUAAUGACGUCACAUUCAUACAAUUUGUAUGGCGUUGUUAUGACGUUAGCAUCUCAAGACUCUAUUAGUCUCGAGUCUUAGACUCUUAAAAGUUUUAUAAGCACCAGGCCAGGACUAAAUGACAGCAGCGACAGUGAAACAGUAGUAUUUAGGAUACUAUUGUUUGGGUCCUGAUGAAAAUUAUCCAUUUAUUGUUGGUCAUGCAAGCUUUGGUCCAAAUGCCAGUACUCUGUGAUAGAUAUUUAGAUGGUUCACUUGAAAGUAAACACACUAGGGGCCCUAAUUCACUAAACUUUUGUAAAUUUGCUAUACCAUAGUACAAUGUAAAAAUACAUGGAUGAUUGUGUUGCAUUGCUGCUGCAUGGAACUGACAAGUGUCUUCCAUUCCUCAACUACUGCUUGUCAAAGUUCAUUGGCAUUAGACAGCAGGUUGGGUCGACGCCUUACAUGUCUGUGUAGACUAUCCCAAACGUUGUAAGUCACUGGUAUGUCCUGUCUAAUGAAAUCGUGUCCGGAAAUUCCGAAUAGCAUGGCUAGAGUACCCAACAGAUGUUCCAACCACUUUUGUUGACAUACCACCAUCAAGCAUGCUGAUAGUAUGUUCACGGAAAUUACAAAAAUUACCAAAUUUUAUGUUUUAUUCUCAUUGACUACAAAGUUGAACUGAUAAAAAAACGACUUCAAAACAUGUGGAACAUGUUAGCCAUGCUUUCACAUGAAAAUCAACUUGUACAGUGAGUAAAAUUGAUAAUUCUAACUCAUUAUUUUCAAUGACAAAUAAUUAAAUUUCUGUUACAAAACAACAUCAUCCCAUUGGUCCAGACGUAGCAACGGGCGUUUAUUAAAUUCUCAAUGAAUGUAAAAAUUACAUUGUUAGGGAACAUCAUAUCAUAUCAUGUUAUG
Molecule: messenger RNA, 3888 nt
Organism: Gigantopelta aegis
Lineage: Eukaryota; Metazoa; Mollusca; Gastropoda; Neomphalida; Peltospiridae
Product: sphingomyelin phosphodiesterase 4-like
Exons: 18
Coding region: 1-2442 (813 amino acids)
Biological process (GO): sphingomyelin catabolic process; glycerophospholipid catabolic process; ceramide biosynthetic process
Molecular function (GO): sphingomyelin phosphodiesterase D activity
Source: RefSeq, a predicted model, not a curated record